Messenger RNA from Neoarthrinium moseri, 2481 nucleotides. RefSeq lists its product as uncharacterized. Bases 1 to 2481 code for a protein of 826 amino acids. Gene Ontology annotation, biological process: post-transcriptional regulation of gene expression. Gene Ontology annotation, cellular component: cytoplasm. The transcript is spliced from 5 exons. The record is from RefSeq and is a predicted model, not a curated record. Gene Ontology annotation, molecular function: mRNA 3'-UTR binding. Lineage: Eukaryota; Fungi; Ascomycota; Sordariomycetes; Amphisphaeriales; Apiosporaceae.
AUGGCUGGCACACCCUCGGCUGUGUCUCCUACAAUCCGUCGAACGCAGUCAUCAAAGGCAGCAAAGACGGAGGAGAACGUCAAGGAGAAGACCACGGUGUCUGAGGAAAACCGCCAGCUUCUGUCACAGCUUCAGCUGUCCCAGUUCUUUUGGGGAGAAAUCCCACACGACUGUCUGAAUGGAUUGCUCCAUCUCCAAGCCGAGGUUGUGUAUGCUGACGACUUGGGUUUCCAGGGUUCAGAAGACUCCCCUUCUCGUAAGAAGUCAUCUACUGCCUUGUCGCCCGCCUUCCUGGAGAACCAGAGCUGCCCUAAGAGGAUCAAGCUCCACGGCGAAAUGUCCCCUCGGCCUGAUAAUCGCCUUGUCGAUGAUCUCCUAAAGAAGAUCUCGGAGCAACAGAGCUCGACCACCACCAGUAAAGACAGUGGUCUGCCGCAACGAGCUGCUGGCGGCAGAUUGAAUCUCCCGAUGUCCCAAGCUCUGAGCAGUUUCAGCAACUCCAUGCCCCCUACACCGGCAGUCGAGAACUUCGGCGAAUCGGCCCCUUCCAUACGUCCGGCCAGUUCUAAUGCCAAAGAGGCACACUCUUCUGACGAUGAAGUCGCCCGCCUGCAGCUUGAGCUGGCUCUCGCCCAAAGCAAAAUCUCACAACUCGAGGGAAGCAGCCAGAUCCUCCAAACUCGCCCCAUGCCGUUCGAUGCUAAGCUCACGAACGUUCCAUCUCGAUUUCCAGGUGCCGCUAUUCUGCAGUCUGGUAAUGGCCAACCUACGGGCAACAACUGGCCCUCCUAUGAUGACUCCCGAUCCGACACGAGCGACGCAUUGUCGGCGACUGGUUUCAAUCAAGCUCGGAACAUAUGGGGAGGCAAGCCUGUCACGGCCCCGGGUUCCGGAUUGAUGACCAACGCACCAGAGCCACCCUCGCACGCCAACGUGUGGACAGGUCGGGGUGGACCUCAAGGCUUUGGGACAGACCAUUCUGGUCCCUGGAACAGCGGCCCUGGCAUCGAUACUUACAGAGGCAACAACCGAAUUCCUGCCGACUAUGACAUGACUAUUCGGGGUCCCAACACCAGACGAAGUGGUCGGUUUGAUAAUCGGUUCGGUAAUCCCGCUUUCAACAGUCAGGCUUCUUUUGGCACCGCAAACCACCCUCAGUACGGACAGAGCCAGUACAAUGGUGCCAGUAACGACCAAAAUGCCGCUGCAAAUGGCCAAUUCCCCAUGGGCCCUGGUCCUGGCCCGUACGCCAAUGGAUCUGGCGCCCCAAUCGGGACACCAUUGUCACCCCUCGCCACUGAGUUCACGUCCACCAAUGGCCCUUGGAAAUCUGAGCAUGUCGCCUCCGAAGGCCCUACCUACCUCCCAACGACUGAGCCAUUGAACUACCGCCGUCUUCUUGAUCGCAAUGUCAACUGCAACUGGAAGUACAUCGUGGACAAGAUCGUUUGUAACAAUGAUCAGCAGGCGUCGAUUUUCCUGCAGCAGAAGCUGAAGGUUGGCACACCCGAUCAGAAAUAUGAGAUCGUAGACGCCAUCAUUUUGCAAGCCCAUCCCUUGAUGGUCAACCGCUUUGGCAACUUUCUAGUUCAGCGUUGCUUUGAGCAUGGCACACCAGAGCAGGUCAUCAAGAUCGCUGAAGCCAUUCGGGGCAACACUCUGUCUCUUUCUAUGGACCCCUUCGGUUGCCAUGUAGUCCAGAAAGCCUUUGAUUCCGUGCCUGAGGAUUACAAGGCCGUUAUGGUACAUGAGUUACUCCGACGCAUUCCUGAGACCGUCAUCCACAGAUAUGCGUGUCACGUUUGGCAGAAGCUGUUUGAGCUUCGAUGGUCCGAGUCUCCUCCUCAGAUAAUGAAGUAUGUCAAUGAGGCUUUGCGCGGUAUGUGGCACGAGGUUGCUCUUGGUGAGACCGGCAGCUUGGUCGUUCAAAACAUCUUUGAGAACUGCCUGGAAGAGGACAAGCGACCCUGCAUCGAGGAGGUCCUCGCCAACAUUGACAUCGUAGCCCACGGUCAGUUCGGUAAUUGGUGCAUCCAGCAUAUCUGCGAGCAUGGUGCCCCGGCAGACCGCAGCCGAGCAAUCGACCACGUCAUCCGGUUCGCUGCCGAAUAUAGCAUGGACCAGUACGCCUCCAAGGUAGUUAAGAAGUGCCUGAAGAUUGGGGGCGGUGAGUUCCUCACUCGUUACCUUGACCGCGUGUGCGAGGGUCGCGUUGACCGCCCCCGAAUCCCUCUGAUCGAUAUUGCCAGUGAUCAGUACGGCAACUAUCUGAUCCAGUGGAUUCUCACCCAGGCCAAUCCCCAGCACAGAGAGGUGGUUGCUGCCCAUAUACGCAAACAUAUGGUCUCGCUGCGAGGCUCCAAGUUUGGUUCUCGUGUUGGGAUGCUCUGCACCAACCCCGCUGUUGCCACUCGUCCCGGUCCUGGAAUCACCAAUAUGGGUCGUGUGCCUGGUCCGCGGUACGGUCGUCCCUACCAGUAG